This is a messenger RNA of Dentiscutata heterogama, 566 nucleotides long. The record is from the annotation of a GenBank genome assembly. NCBI's taxonomy places the organism in Eukaryota, Fungi, Glomeromycota, Glomeromycetes, Diversisporales, Gigasporaceae.
CAUAUGAAGCUGAGCAUAUAACAGCAAGUGAUCACAAGUUACUUUUAGCCAAAAUAGAAACAGGAUUAUACGAGAGAAAAGUACCUUUUGCAAGACUUCGUAAAAAAGAUCGAGCCAGGGUCUGUAUAGAUCUUAAAAAAAUAAUUGAAGAGGAUUGGAACAAUUAUAAAGAAAAACUAGAAAAAGAAUUAAAGAAACUCUUCAAAAAUAAAGAAAAAGAAAAAAUACAAAGAGCAAUUCAAAAAGUGGCAAAAAGUACACUACCUAAAAAAGAAAAGACAUCUGAAUUUCAAGACCACCAAAUUGAAAAUGAGGAGUUGAAGGAUUUGAAGAAAGAUAUAAGAGUAACGGGAAAAUGGUGUCGUAAGCUUAAAAAACCCUCACAUUUCAAGAAUACAACAAACUCAUAUGAAGAGCAGCAAGUACACAAGAUUGCCAAGAAAAAACGAAUGACAGAAGAGAGCUUGAGAUAUGGUAGAAGAACCUUUACAAAACAUGGCAAUCAAAAAAGAGAAAAGCAGAGGAAAAAGAAAUACAAGAAUAUAUUGAAAGAAGGCAUGCGAUAA